AUGUUUGAGUUGGAGACAUUAGAUCUUUCGUACAAUGAAUUCAUCGGUCUUUCGGAGGACUCUGCGAACACGCUGUGCGAGCUUACGAAUCUAAAGACGUUGAAUUUCUCCCAUAACCUAUUCAACGAGCCCGCCAUGCCAACCAAACAGGACUGCUUCAAUGAACUGAAGACUUUUGAUCUCUCGCACAAUAGCAUCCAGUACCUGACUCCAGAGUUCAUGAAAGAGGUGGACGAUGUAAAUGAACUUAACGGGAAACUGAAGAACGUUUUCCUACACGAAAACCCAUUCCAUUGCGAUUGUGGCCUGCAAGGGACAUGGCAGUGGCUGAAGGAAACCAAAGCCCCUGUCAACAAAGACCAACUACUCUGCUCGUCUUCAUACCAAUCUCUGAACAACGGAAAACGUGUAAUAGAUCUGGAGCUCGGUGAUCUAGUUUGCCAGAAGGCGGUUGUUCAGUCGAACAUUCAAUCCUCCGUCCAAGUUGAGAUUGCUCUUGUUCUUACCAUUAUGCUCCUCGUGUUGGUCGUGAGUAUGAUCGCAUUUGCCUUUGUGCACCGCGAUAAGUUUGGCCUCGUCGCUAGACGCUGGCAAAACAAUAAUCCCGGCCGUGAAGUUUUGGUCCCAUAUACGAUAUUACUCCCUUCAGAAAAGGGCAAGGAUAUAACAAUAUAA
Dreissena polymorpha is the source of this 675-nucleotide messenger RNA. RefSeq names its product trophoblast glycoprotein-like. Gene Ontology annotation, cellular component: membrane. Gene Ontology annotation, molecular function: protein binding. The transcript has a single exon. The record is from RefSeq and is a predicted model, not a curated record. Bases 1 to 675 code for a protein of 224 amino acids. Lineage: Eukaryota; Metazoa; Mollusca; Bivalvia; Myida; Dreissenidae.